Varanus komodoensis (Komodo dragon) is the source of this 1990-nucleotide messenger RNA. RefSeq names its product nudix hydrolase 19 (gene NUDT19). Gene Ontology annotation, cellular component: mitochondrion. The transcript has 3 exons. The record is from RefSeq and is a predicted model, not a curated record. Gene Ontology annotation, molecular function: hydrolase activity, acting on acid anhydrides, in phosphorus-containing anhydrides. Lineage: Eukaryota; Metazoa; Chordata; Lepidosauria; Squamata; Varanidae. The coding region runs from base 1 to 1140 and encodes 379 amino acids.
AUGAGCUCGCGGCUGCGGCACUGGCGGGAGGCCGCCACGGUGCUGCUCGCGGCCGGCGGCGACGGCGGCUGCUGCCCCCGGCCGGGAGGCGCCUGCGACUACGAGCUGCUGCUGCUGAAGCGGAGCCCGCUGGGCGGCUUCCUGCCCGGCGCGCACGUCUUCCCGGGCGGCGUGGUGGACGCGGCCGACUUCGCGGCCGACUGGCUGCGGCUGCUGCCGGACGCGCCGCGCUGCGGGCUCAGCCCCGUGAAGGCGGGCGGGCCGCGGGCGCCCAUCUUCGCCGCUGAGCGCCCCGAGCUCGCCUCGGCUCUGCCGGCCGACGUGGCCUUGCGCAUUUGCGCCAUCCGGGAGACCUUCGAGGAGGCCGGCCUGCUUCUGCUGGUUCCCGGCGACGGUGAACCUGCCGCGGCGCGCGGCCCGGCGCGCUUGCUGCCCGCCGAGCGCCUGCCGCCGGCCUCCGAGCUGGCCGAGUGGCGGAGGAGGGUGCAGCGGCGGCCCGACAGCUUCCUGCAGCUGUGCCGCCAGCUGCGCUGCGUGCCCAACAUCUGGGCGCUGCACGAGUGGAGCAACUGGCUGACCCCGGUGGCCCGAGCCGGGCGGGCGGGCCGGCGCUACGACACGGCCUUCUACCUGUGCUGCCUCGGGCAGGGCCCGCCGCAGGCCUCGCACGACGGUGCCGAGGUGACGGCGUCCCAGUGGUUAACACCAGCAGAAGUUGUCGAACGCUUUAAGUCUCAAGACAUCUGGAUAGCACCACCUCAGUUUUAUGAGUUAUGUAGACUCUGCAAUUUCUCAUCACUUCAUGAACUUCAUAGGUUUGGCUCUGAACGAGCUUUAGAAGGAUGUGAACGCUGGAUGUCUAUUGUUUUGGUUGCUUCAGAUGGCCACAUGCAACUUUUACCAGGUGAUGAACUAUAUCCAGAAGAUCCUGACUUUACAGGAGAAAGAAAACCAAUGUUGACAACAGAUAAAAAGAUUGAUGAGCUAAUGAAAGGAGCCAGCAGUCUUCACCGGAUAGUGACACAAGACCUUCAUAAAGUUACUGUUCAUGUGAAUAUUCAACCCAAAUAUAAACACAUCAAUCCAUUAAUGAUGGACUCUAAAAUGGGAAAUAAUGCAGAUUGCAAUAGCAGAUUAUAAUAUUCUUUUUGAUACUGACAUUUCUAAAAUAGUUUAUAUAUUUUUAUAUAAACCAGCCUGUAUUAUAGUUCCUACAGUUCUGGAAAGUUCAAACCCUGGUAAAGAACAUGUAUUUCAAGAGCAGCAAGGAUUAAUAUGUUCCUGUGCCAUUUUGUCUGCAUACCCCAAAUGAUGCAAAUGAUGUAAGCUUCAGUCUGUGUAUCUCUGUAAUCUCUCUUAAAAUUUUGUGCAAAUGUGCCAAAAGUGGAAUGGACAUCUGUCUGCUAAGAACUUGACCUUAAUCUACACAUCUAUGGAUUUAGGUCACCUAAGAGCCAGUGGGACAGUAUUUGGCCAUGGUCAGCCUAGGUCAUUUGUCCAUAUUGGGAGGAGCUGAAGUCCUUGAAUAUCAAUAUAUUUCAAUACCAUGAAUGAUCCCAUGUUUAAAAUGACAAUCUAGAAACCGGUAGCAUGUUUAUUCAGAAGCAUAUCCUCACUGUAUUCAGGACAAUAACAAUUGAGUGAAAUUAUAUGCCUACAGUUACCAUCAGUUCAUUAACACUACUUAUGAUAAUACUCAGAAGUUCUGUUUUUUCAAGACACUUUUCUUGUUAGUGUAACUUAAUUACAGCUGAAUAAAUUCCAUUGUGUGCUUGGAUUUCAUAUAUGAUGGCAGCUAAUAUGCAUUUAAAGGUACAAUCCUAUGCAUGUUCAGGCUGAAGAAAGUUCUAUACUUUGCUGAGAAUUGUAUAGCUUCUUUCUUUCUAAACAUGCAUAGCAUUGUGCCCUAAGUUAGCUUUGUUGACAGAAUCUAUUUCUUACUUCAGUUUCUACUUCAGUUCUUACUAAUAAAGAUUUAUUUCCAUCAACA